This is a messenger RNA of Emiliania huxleyi CCMP1516, 1992 nucleotides long. RefSeq lists its product as hypothetical. NCBI's taxonomy places the organism in Eukaryota, Haptophyta, Isochrysidales, Noelaerhabdaceae. Gene Ontology annotation, cellular component: membrane. The transcript is spliced from 9 exons. The record is from RefSeq and is a predicted model, not a curated record. The coding region runs from base 1 to 1992 and encodes 663 amino acids. Gene Ontology annotation, molecular function: ABC-type transporter activity; ATP hydrolysis activity; ATP binding.
AUGUGCGGCCGGUGCUCCUUUGGGCCGGUCGACGCGUUCGGCUGCUCCGACCUCAUGGGCCACCACGGGGAGGAGCGAGCUGGCACGAGGAUCGACAACGCGUGCCCGGCCUGCGGCAACUUUGCGAGAUCCAUCGAGGACUGGCCGCUUUGGGACGGCGUCCUGCGCACCGCGAGCGACUGCGUCCCGCAGCCGCCCGCCGAGGAGGAGGCUGCGCGGCGGCGGCGGCGUCAGGAGGAACUCGCCUCGCAGCGGGCAGCGCUCGAGGCGUCGUGGCUCGCAGAUGAUGGGUCGGAUGAAUGGGCUCGUGAGGUGGAGUGGGCGAGGGAGGCGGAGGAGAUGGAGGAUGCGUGGCUGUGGCACCGGCAGCGCUUCGAGCCGCGCUGGCGCUCGCGGUCCCGCUCGCCGGUCCGGCGCCCGCGCUUCGAGCGCAACCAGCGCCACCAGCGCCGCUUUCAGUCGCGCUCGCCGGACCGCUCCCGCGCCCCGCCGCUCUGGCGCCAGCGCUCGAGGGAGGCGGAGGAGAUGGAGGAUGUGUGGCUGUGGCACCGGCAGCGCUUCGAGCCGCGCUGGCGCUCGCGGCGGGUGCUGCAGGACGCGCACGGCCACGCGCUCUCGGGCGAACCUCCGUCGGCGGACGCGUGGGUGAGCGGCGAGUCGGAGGAUGACGCGUCAGACUCCGAGUCGCCGCUCGAAGGCGGCAUCCUUGGCAUACUCGGCCCGUCGGGCGCGGGCAAGACAACGCUGCUGCGGAUCCUCGCUGGCCAUGCGCUGCCCGAUGCGGGCCGUGUCCUGCUCGACGGCGCCGAGUAUGACGGCGCCACUGCGGAGAGGAUCGGAUACGUGCCGCAGGAAGAGAAGCUCUACGGCUGCCUCACGGCGAGCGAGACGCUGAUGCUGGCAGCGCGGCUCCGCGCGGUGCCCGCCGCCUCGCGCGGCCAGCUCGUCACCGACACCCUCGCCGCCCUCGGCCUGACCAGCGUCGCAGCCUCUCAAGUCGGCCGCCUCUCGGGCGGGGAGCGGAAGCGCGUCUCCGUCGCCACCGAGAUGAUGCACUCCCCAUCCCUCCUCCUCCUCGACGAGCCAACCUCGGGACUCGACGCCAACGCCGCCCGCGCGCUGCUCGGAUCGCUGCGCGCCCUCUGCCCGCGCCUCGCCGUCGCCCUCACCAUCCACCAGCCGGGGGCAAAGCUGUGGGCGCAGCUGUCGCACUGCUGCCUCCUCGCGCCGGGCGCGCGGAGAGAUGCUCCUCCGCGGGAGAUCGCACGCGAGAUCAGCCGAGGCGCCCUCUUCUUCAUGCUCACCACGCAGGCGCGCUCCGCCCUCUGGGCGCCGCUGCCGUACUUCCUCGCGCGCUCCGCCGCCGAGACGCUGCUGCAGGCGACCGCCGCCGCCGCCUUUGGCGCGGCCUGCUACUGCCUCGUCGGCCUCGCCCCCACCGCCGCCCAGUUCUCCUUCUUCCUCGCGCUCGUCACCCUCGCCACUCUCGUCGCCGAGUCGUACGUCGUGAUGGUCGGCACGCUGCUCUCGGACGAGAAGGCGGCGGCGCUCGUCGCGCCGCUGCUGCUCGCGCUGAUGAUGGCCUCAGGCGACGCCUCCCCUCGCCUUCCCCUCGUCUCUCGCGGCUUCUUCGUCUCGCACGCCUCGACGCCGCCCCUCUUCCACGUGCUCAACACCGUCAACCUCUUCCGGUACGCGUAUGCCGGCCUGCUGCGCAACGAGCUGGCGGGCCUCUCCUUCCGCUGCACCGAGCACGAGCUCGUCGGCCCGCCGCGGCCGCCGCGCGCCGCCCGCCUCGCCCUCCGCGCCGCGCGCGUCCGCUGGCCAGCCAGGGUCUGCCCCAUCUCCACCGGCGAGGCGGCGCUCGAGCGCAUGGGCGUCUCGGACCUGACGCCGGCCGCGGCGUGCGGCGCGCUCGUGCUCAUGGGCCUCGCCUACCGCGCCGCCGGGUAUUGGGCGUUGCGCCGGCGCUUCCGCUCGCCGUUGGCCUAG